GGGAGGCUCCAUGCUGUUUAUAAAAAUCCAAGCUCGAGAAUCCGACUCCACAAACUCCCCACACACACAUUCAUCCUCACACACACACACACACACAUUCAUCAUCACACAUCUGGAGUUUUCUCUCCUCCCUCUCCCUCUCUCUCUCUCCGGCUCCCUCCAUCCCCGUGGACUCUGGCAUCCUCCCGUCUUCUUCUCACAAGUCAGAGAGUGUUUGGAAGUGCGCUCCGAAUGUCUCCCCGCCCGGGCUCCCUCAAAAGUGUGCGACUGACGGACUGACUCGACCGAGCGCAGCCGGGAGGUCCGUCAAGUGUAUGUGGGUCUUUGCCGGGCGCACCCCCCCGCCGCUCCGCCUCUCGCGCCCCUCCUCGGGAUCCGCGGGUCCUCUUCCUCCGCCACAGGCUCCCCACACCAAGCGGUCACCAUUUCCGCCCCCGGGAGACCCACGCUGGCCGCUCAGCCCCUUCCCCGACUCAGCAUCGGGAGGAAGACCCUGGUGGCGGCCGCCGUGGGGGUUAUGCUGGUCCUGGUCCUGGUGGUGCUCAUCCCCGUGCUGGUCAGCUCCGUGGGCACAGACCCCAGCCACUAUGAGAUGCUGGGCACCUGUCGGAUGGUGUGCGACCCCUACCUGAACAAGGGCACCCCCAGCAGCAGCACCAGCUCCACGGGGCUCCAGGCGGAGGCGGAGGCGCUGAGCGACCACGGCAACGUGCUUCCGCCCUCCACGCUACUGCAGGGCCCGCAGGGGAAGCCGGGCAGGCCGGGGAAGCCGGGGCCGCCCGGGCCGCCGGGGGAGCCGGGGCCGCCCGGACCGGCGGGGCCUCCCGGUGACAGAGGGGACCAGGGCAGGACCGGGGUUUUGGGCUUGGGGGGGAACGGAGCUAUCAGCACCGCCACCUACAGCACGGUGCCCCGGGUGGCCUUCUACGCCGGCCUCAAGAACCCGCACGAGGGCUACGAGAUCCUCAAGUUCGACGACGUGGUCACCAACCUGGGCAACAACUACGACGGCAUCGCCGGGAAGUUUGUGUGCAGCAUCCCGGGCACGUACUUCUUCAUCUACCACGUGCUGAUGAGGGGAGGGGACGGCCCCAGCAUGUGGGCCGACCUCUGCAAAAACGGGCAGGUACGAGCCAGCGCCAUCGCCCAGGAUGCGGACCAGAAUUACGACUACGCCUCCAACAGCGUCAUCCUCCACCUGGACGCAGGGGACGAGGUCUACAUCAAGCUGGACGGCGGCAAAGCGCACGGCGGCAACAACAACAAGUACAGCACCUUCUCGGGCUUCAUCCUCUACGCGGACUGAGGACGAUCGGUCACACUGACUGAAAAAGGAAAGAGAGUUGUGGGGUGGAGAGGAUGUGUGUUCAAAUGCCUUCUAAGUUCCCACUCUUUCUUCUUCUUAUUCUUCUCUCCAUCAUCAUCAUGGACGACCUUGGCAACCAUGAGACCUCCGGGGCGCUGUGGUUGAGGCCUGGACACACUGGGCAGAGGGAUGCCACAAGGAUUUUUGUGAAGGGGACUGAGGAGGCUGUGCCAAUGUGUCGGAAGCUCCUCGCUAUCUUCUCUCUUUCCAUCGCCCUGCACACCGUGGACUCUCACACCUCUUCUCUCCACAGCGUGGCCCCCACUUUGACUGAAAUGCGUAGUGUCGUUCGUGCAAUUUUACCUUAGAUUGUGUUUUUAUUUGGCAGCGAUGCAUACUAUUCCGCACAGACCGAUUGAAAAAAAAAAACCUUGAUGAUAUCCCCCGUCCUGUCGUGAAGAUACCCUCCCAGAUGUUGUUUGUGACGCAGAAGAGCUGAACGGACGACGGCGUUCAGCGGCGUAUCUCCUCAUGUAUGCUCAACUAUAGGCAAUACCCUUCCACCAGCUGCCUGUCCUGCUGCUCUUGGGGUUCAAAGUGUCUCCUAGAUGUCCUCGUUCUGUGUAGAUCAUCAACACGAGCAAAGCGAAAGGUAGCUAAAGAGCAGUUAGUGACUGGAAGGAAGCGGCGGCGGUGGUGGUGGCGUCUCUUAGGCAUCACUGAUUGUCCUCUGUUCAUUUGCCGCACAUUCGCCGACACAAGUGUUAAUAUUUACUCAACAUGGCAGCCCGACCGCUCGCCUUAGGAUGAUUGGGCGGACUGCAUGUGUGUGUGUGUGAGUGUGUGCGUGUGUGUGUGUGUGAACAGUGUGCACACACACCCCAACCCUCGUCCCCGCCCCAAAGGAGUGUGUGCAUGCUAGCAUGUGGUGUGCCAUAGCUAUACACGGUCCUCCCCAGAGUCGAUAUUCUAUUUAGCUCCAGUCAGGGGGCAGCACAGCCGCUAUAGACAUGAUGAGCUUCUACAUGAAGUCUAUGACAUGUUUGUCUAUCCUAUCUUUUGAAAUUGUUGAAUACGUUUAAAUAAUAAAUGGGAGUUUUCUUUUG
Nerophis ophidion (straightnose pipefish) is the source of this 2412-nucleotide messenger RNA. RefSeq names its product C1q-related factor (gene c1ql1l2). The transcript is spliced from 2 exons. Lineage: Eukaryota; Metazoa; Chordata; Actinopteri; Syngnathiformes; Syngnathidae. The record is from RefSeq and is a predicted model, not a curated record. Gene Ontology annotation, molecular function: protein binding. Bases 518 to 1306 code for a protein of 262 amino acids.